Siniperca chuatsi (mandarin fish) is the source of this 3941-nucleotide messenger RNA. RefSeq lists its product as uncharacterized. NCBI's taxonomy places the organism in Eukaryota, Metazoa, Chordata, Actinopteri, Centrarchiformes, Sinipercidae. Gene Ontology annotation, cellular component: membrane. The coding region runs from base 1491 to 2636 and encodes 381 amino acids. The transcript is spliced from 3 exons. Gene Ontology annotation, biological process: G protein-coupled receptor signaling pathway. Gene Ontology annotation, molecular function: G protein-coupled receptor activity. The record is from RefSeq and is a predicted model, not a curated record.
UUGAGAAUGACUUCCGGAUGGGAGCCGAAACGUCUUGAUUCUGAAAACAGUGUCCAGAUGACUACGACUGAAACCUUUUCUACGAGUUAACCUUACUAGGCAGCUGGACUUGCGAGAGAUCAUGAAAUCAUGAUAAUCCCUCUUGCCGGGCUUCAAGCUAUGCACUUGUUUCUGUGCCAUGGUUCAUUUGCACUGAUUAGCUUCCUAUGAGGAAGUAUUGGCAGUCCUAACGUUAGGUGAGCGUGACGACGUGUGUGAGGAGUGACUGUCGAAAACCACAAUGCUAAAGAGGUUAGCAUAUAGGCUUCUAGCAUUGGUUAUAUCAGAGGUGGAGAGUAUUCUUAUUUGGAAAAGAGCAAUGGCACUGAAGCUUUUCUUGAUAAAAAGCUGUUUUUGCUCUUCUCCCGGCUGGCUUCAGUAAGAGUUUGUCUACGUUAUGGUCGGUUGAUCUGAUUAGUUGGAGUUCGCCCAUGAUAGAUGGUGAUGAUUCCAAUGACAAUUUCCCAAAUAGUUCUGGCAUCCCGGUGCCCGCUGCUGCGAUUGCUGGGAGUGGGCAGCAGGGGACGCUGGCAUCCCAGUUCCAGGUUCCCCUGCUAAGGCUGGCUGAUGUGAUUGCUGGAGCUGGAUGACAGGAGGUGCUGACAACCCAAUGUAAAGUGCCCUGGAUGAUGUAGGCUGUUGUUGCUGGUGUAGAAAAACCUGAUGAGAGGUGAAGUGUCCCAGAAUUAUUGUGUUGGUUGCUCCAUCUGAAGGUGAUUAUGUAAGAUAUGAUGAGAGGUUGUUUGUGGUGACUCCUGUUAUUCAUUGUUGCUGGCCAUUCUGCUGUCCUGAGCUGAAGGAUUUGGUGAACUGUCCCUUUAACGUGGGCUCGCUGUUGGGGUGUGCGUGAUGAUGUCACCCGGAAGAACGAUGUAUUGACGAAACUAUGCGCAUGACAGGCUGAUAUGAGUGUGUUGGAAAGUUUUGCUUUGUUGUCUGUUCUGUGAAAAACAAUUUCUUUAUCUUUUACCGUUUUUGUAGAGCGGCAACAGUCCGGUCGGAAUUUCAUUAAUGAAGGCUGGUCUUCAGGGGAUCUCGCUGGAGCGUGGUGACGCUGCGACCGGCUACGUGUUGUGAGCCCGUAGUGGUCGAGACGAUGGCGGGGACCGGAGUUGUCCCGUUAGGCGAUGGAGUCGGAGAACUGCAGCGGCGCCGAUGGACUGUCCUUGAAUUGCCUCUUCCUCUCUUUUCUGCUGAGGGAGGUGGGCAAGGAAGAGACUGUGUAGGGGCUUGCUUGACUCACUCGCUUCGUCAGGCGCUGAGGCGGUGGCGAAGUUUUUGGCUUCUGUUGUUCUGCUGGCGAGGUUGAUGGAAACUUUGAACGUGGUUAUCCUGAUUUCGUCCGAUGGGGGAUAGUGAGACGAAGUCCAUGUUCGAGAUGAGGUGAGUGCAUGGAUGAAGUUGCUCGUAGGGUGACGUAGUAACGAGUAUGCUCGGGGCGAAGUUGCGCGAUGUCGGUUCGAGAGCGAAAGAAGAGGAGAUGGUCAGAAGAAAAAAACAUGUAUUCAGCGCUUAACUUCUCGACUUCUGACGACUCCAACCUGUCAGGUGUUGACCCUCAGAGACUGCAGGAGCUGACCCACCGGUCCGUGAAAGUAAGCAUAAUAAUCGUUUUGGGCGUGAUGAUCACUUUAGGAAAUAUUGCAGUUCUCCUGGUUAUUACUUCCUCCGUGGCUGGUUGGUCAAGAAACUCUCGGUACUUUCUCCUCUCUCUCACUGCUGCAGACUCUGCGUUUGGACUGCUGGUCAUGCCCUUGAAUCUCUGGGUGAGUCUGCUAAAGGACUACACUGAAGGACCAGAUACUCUGUGUCAUGUCGUGGCCUUUUGCAAUGCGACCGUCUACUCCACCUGCAUGUAUACACUGGCCACGAUAAGCUUGGAGAGGUACAUUGCUGUGUUUUACCCGCUGCAGUACUCAUCUCUGAUGACAAGAAAAAGGACACUGCUCCUGAUUGCUUUCGCCUGGUGCUUCCCUUCCUUUUUACUGUCGCCAAUAUCAUUUCCAGAUGGCAUUAUCGAGGUUAAUUUUUCUACUGCCUCACUGGUCUGCAAUCCAUCCUACUCGACGAAUGUUGGAUACUCCCUAAGCUUGACGUGCUUUAUAUUUUUCCCCUGCUCCAUCAUCAUGACAUACGCAAACCUGAGAGUGUGGUGCGCUGCCAAGAGACAGAGACUCAAAUUACGCAAAUACGACUGUGCGCGUCGCAGCAGACACAAUGUGGCAUCCAGAGUGCUUGUGCCUGUCAUGGCAGCCUACUACACCUGUUGGACACCCUGCAUGGCAGCUAUGAUCUACAAUGCAGUCUCAGGUAGCAGCGUACCAGAGUGGAUUGAGUUUGUGGUGGUUUGGCUGCCAACCUCAAACGGUUUCCUCAACUGCAUCUUCUACUUCUGGAUAAACCGAAGCUUCCGCAGGAAAUUCCACCUCGUCCUCCAGAGGCUGGCUCUGGCCCUCUGCCCCAAACUGGCAGACACCCUUGGGUGCUGCAGCACUUCAAAGACACAGUUUGUGUCAGGAAUUAUGGAUAAUAACAACAGCGUCCAUGAGCGUUCUUCCAGUGUAUCUUCCACCUGCACCCUGUUGACGUUGGCCUAGGACGUCUGCACCUGAAGAGCACCACUGGCAUGGUAAAGGACAUGGUCCGUGACCUCUGUGCUGUCUUGUAUUGUCUGGCUGGGCAGGUCAACUGAAGCCAAGUUAUUGACAUAUCCCUACAUAAGGUAUCGAGGGUAAGAAAUUGAGUAAUGGGUCACAUGAGUUACAUUGCAAAUGGGUUGAUACUAAGACAGGCUAUUAUGGCAAGUAUUUGAAAUAACCACUGUAGAGUCUACAUCAUUAUAAUUAAUUUGAUUGAUUAAUUAGUUAUAUUGAUUAUUGUAUAUUUAUUUUAUUUUUUAUCAAUUUUCAGUCUAACAAUAGUGUUCAGUUGACUGGAACAGAGGCUCAAUUUAUAACUUAUUUAGAUAUUUUGUUUUACUCAUGCACACAGUGUUGCCAUGUUGAUUUACUGUCAGAGACGGCCUCUUAAACCACCUUUUUAGUUGUUUUAUAGUUCACCAUCAACUGUUGCGUAUUUAGACUUGUUGCUUAGGUCAACAUAGUUCACUUCAAACAUUUGAGGUUAGUUAAUUAGUCCAUCCCAAGAAACUGAUAUUUAAACUUCUAUUCAUAUGAGACAUUUGUGAACUAACAUCACUAUCCGAUUACAAGCACUUUGAAGGAUUGAGGCUAUCUACCUCUUCUUCAAUUUAAACUGUGCGUCAAAGACCUUGGCAUAUAACAGCUGGGAGAAGUUAACCUUUAAGUCACGACAUUUCAGUGUAUGCAAGGAGAAAAGUAAUUAAGCAGCUCCACAGUAGAAAGGUCACCAUAUUUGAACCGGCAAGAGAUAACUUGGGUAACUUCUGAGGCUGUGGUUGUUUAUUUUUAGAUAUUAAGCCCAUGAUCUUCCCUGCAGUAUCUUCUACUACAGUAUGGAUUCAUCUUGGCAAUGCCCAUGCCAUCUUUGUCUGGACAGAGUUAACUGUCAUGGUAAAGGUUGAUUUUGAUUUAAAGAUAGUUAAAGUUAGUUUUCCAAAAACAUUCAAAAGAAACUGAAAUUCAGAAGCAUUUUAUGCAACUUAUUUUAGCCUUUGGGUUGCUGCUUGAUGUCACCAUCACUAAAGUUUGUGCAUUGGCAAAUGAUGGCCCUCCCCAUGAACUUGCAGAAAUUAUUCAAAUGUGUUGACCAUCAGAAAGUCUGUCACAAAAAAAAUUAAAAAAAAAUUACUGACUUAAUAAUGACUUUUGUGUAAACAAUUUAUGUUUCUAAAUGUCUAAUUUUAUAAAGAAUGAAUAAAUAAUGUUUGAUAAUGUAUUGGUUUAUGGAUGAUCUAUGAAAUAAAGCAUUAAGCCUUUGAA